CAAACUGAUUAGGCAUUCGGGGCGCUGAUCACAAUAAUUGAAAAUGGCUGCCCAAGAGGAGUUGUUGACAUGCGUGUGCGUGGUUCUCAGCGCACAUCCCGCGCUAUGCGGAUUGCCCCAUGUAGUGGAGGCUGUGAACUCGUAUGUAGACCCGUCACCACGGUGGACCAUCAUGCGUGCAGCGCGCUACGGCUCGGUGCGUUUGCUGGAUCGGUUGGCACUGAACGAGCGUCGAGGAAUAAUAACUCAAGAGAUUAAUGUGGACGAGGCCAUGGGGAAGGCAGCCAAGCAUGGCCACUUGGCGGCUAUCCAGUGGCUACACCAGUUCCGGCCUGAGGCGAGAGUGUCAGUCUUCGUACUCAUCACUGCGGCGGAGUUCGGACAACUAGAUAUCGUCCAGUGGCUUCAUAACAACCGAUCGGAGCGCUGCACGUCCGCGGCAAUGGACCGAGCAGCAGCCAACGGGCAUUUAAGUGUAGUACAGUGGCUACACUAUCAUAGAGAGGAAGGCUGCACCUACGACGCCAUGACAGGUGCGGCGGAGUUCGGUCACCUGGAUGUGGUCAUUUGGCUCCAUCACCAUAGAGAAGAAGGGUGUACAGUCCAUGCUAUGGAUCGAGCUGCUGCUAACGGACACUUGAACGUAGUGCAGUGGCUCCACGAGCACCGAGAGGAGGGCUGCUCGCGUCUGGCGAUGGACUUGGCGGCCCGGAACGGACACCUGGAAGUUGUCAAGUGGCUACAUGAACACAGGACGGAAGGGUGCACUGCCGCUGCGAUGAAUGGCGCUGCUUCAAAUGGACAUUUAGAAGUUGUGAAGUGGCUACAUGAUCACAGGGUAGAAGGCUGUACGAGCGUUGGAGUGCGUCAUGCCGCUGCGAACGGACAUUUGGGGGUGCUCGAGUGGCUGUAUGAACACUAUGGUGCUGUGUUCCAGCUCUCACAGGUCAACAUUAUGGAUGACGCAGCUUCUCGGGGACAAAUGAAAGUACUGCAAUGGCUGCAUGACAAUAAUGUGGAAAGCUGCACUACUGAAGCGAUGGACGGCGCUGCAGCUCGAGGGCAUCUAGAUGUGGUACAAUGGCUUCAUGCUAAUCGCUCUGAAGGCUGUACUGCAAAGGGGAUGGAUCUGGCAGCAUGUAAUGGUCAUCUGGAAAUUGUACGCUGGUUACACACACACUCAAACGCUGGGUGUACGCCAAAUGCAAUGGACUUGGCAGCCAAAGGUGGUCAUUUGGACGUGGUGAUCUUCUUACAUGACAACCGAUCCGAGGGCUGCACGUCCCGAGCCAUGGAUCACGCAGCAGAGAACGGUCACCUGGCAGUUGUAAGGUGGUUGCACGAACACCGUGAAGAAGGGUGCACCACAGAUGCCAUGAACGCUGCUGCUCGUAAUGGCAAUGUGCGGUUGCUGGAGUUUUUAUACUCAAAACGCACCGAGGGCUGUACGCUGCGGGCACUAGAUCGAGCAGCUUAUACUGGCCAACUGGCCAGUGUAAGAUGGCUUUUAAGCCACCUUCCCGACCAAUUCGACGAACCAGAGCGUGUUAGAGAAGCAAUGGAAGCAGCUAGGCGGGGUCGCGCUGAUCAUGUCGUCGCGUGGUUGCGAAGGCAUGUUGAGACUCAAGGAGAAUCUAUCAGAGCAGCUUAACUGUGCUGCUGUCAUGAAUGUGUCUUAUACGGUUACUGUACCUCUAAACUAAUGCAGGAGAUGCUUAUUAAAACUCAUACGUGAAGGAUUUCUUGGC
Phytophthora nicotianae INRA-310 is the source of this 1748-nucleotide messenger RNA. RefSeq lists its product as hypothetical. The transcript has a single exon. Gene Ontology annotation, molecular function: protein binding. Lineage: Eukaryota; Oomycota; Peronosporomycetes; Peronosporales; Peronosporaceae. Bases 44 to 1651 code for a protein of 535 amino acids. The record is from RefSeq and is a predicted model, not a curated record.